GCCAGUUUCAAAGUUGGUAAGAUUCCCUUUGUCGUCCCUUCACACUCUGGAGAUCUGCGCGAUCUACAACUCCUGGAUAAGCUUGCAGGCUCUGGUUUUCUACGUGCCAACCUUAGACUCUUCAGACCAGAUGUCUUCCCCUGCUCUGAAAUCUGGAAAAAUAAGUGCUUACAAAGCAGUUAAAGUAGACCCUGAGAGUGACUAUUGUACUCCUGGAGCAUUUGAUUUGGAAAGGCUCUUCUGGAAAGGUAGCCCCAAAUACACGCAUGUUAAUGAAGUCUGGCCCAACCUCUACAUAGGAGAUGAAAAAACUGCACUUGACCGGUACAGCCUUGAGAAAGCUGGCUUCACCCACGUCCUCAAUGCAGCCCAUGGACGAUGGAAUGUGGAUACGGGGCCCAACUACUACAAUGACAUGGCCAUCGAGUACUAUGGAGUGGAGGCAGAUGACCUCCCCACCUUCAAUCUGAGCCAGUUCUUCUACUCUGCUGCAGAGUUCAUUGAUAAAGCCCUCCAGAAUGAGACCAACAAGAUCCUGGUCCACUGUGCCAUGGGGCGCAGCCGCUCAGCAGCCUUGGUCUUGGCCUACCUGAUGAUUUACAAGCACAUGACAGUGGUUGAUGCUAUAGAUCAGGUGCUCAAGCACAGAUGCAUCCUCCCCAACCGUGGGUUCCUGAAGCAGCUCAGAGAACUGGACAUAAAGCUGGCCUUGGAAAGAAAAAAUGGCACCAACAGGAUUAACCCCAGCAGAGAGAAGGGGGCCAGCACGAAGAUUUAACAUUCCCUGUUUCUUGGAAAAUAAGUAGCUACAAAAUAAUCAAGGAGUA
Molecule: messenger RNA, 827 nt
Organism: Candoia aspera
Lineage: Eukaryota; Metazoa; Chordata; Lepidosauria; Squamata; Candoiidae
Product: dual specificity phosphatase 29
Exons: 4
Coding region: 131-778 (215 amino acids)
Biological process (GO): protein dephosphorylation; negative regulation of MAPK cascade
Cellular component (GO): cytoplasm
Molecular function (GO): MAP kinase phosphatase activity; protein tyrosine/serine/threonine phosphatase activity
Source: RefSeq, a predicted model, not a curated record